UCAGCUCUGCAGUCAGGAUGCAUCUCCCUAUUUGGAUUGCAGUCCUUCUAGGACUUGUCCUAACUCCAGUCCUUGCUGAUUUCCCUCAGCAGACAAAAGGAAACCAGCAAUUCAUCUUUGGUGGAGACUCUCAGAUCACUAUCGGCGGGAUCUCACAAGGCGUGAAGAUCAAUAGUCAAACAAGGGUGGUAAUCAUCGAGCAAAAGAGCCAAAAUUUAUCAUGGAAAACCAUCUGGAACUACAACAGGGGUGUCAUUGCAACCAAAGUCCCGCAAGAGAACACCUGCUACAUUUCCAUCAUGAACAGAACUGGCAUACCCAGUUUUAAUAAUCUGGCCCGACUGGCGGCAGAGAGAAGGAACUUGAUGGGUGUUCUUGGAAGACCUACCAAGGAGAUCACCUUUGUCACCAAUGGAUUGGUCAACAACCUCUACUCCUAUGGAAUAGAAAUCUCAGCUAUGUGCAGCGGACUCACCACCUACAUGGCUUACGAAGUUCAGGGAUUCCAAGUGAAUCUGGGAUCCUGUAUUACCCUCCAUGUCUUGAGAGCUGUGGAUCUGAGGUACUGCAAUAGCAAUGGCGACUGGAAUGGCAUUGGAAAUGGCAAUUGGGAUGGCAAUGGCAACUGGAAUGGCAAUUGGAAUAUCACUGGCAAUUGGAAUGGCAACGGACAGCAGAUUCCAGGUGGUAUCUUCAACAACACGGAGGGCAACAUCUUCAACAACACUCAAGUCAUCAUUGGUGGCCAGUCCCAAAUUGUGACCAUCAACUGGCAAUGGCGUGUGGCUGUCAUUGAGCAAAGGAGCUUCAGUGGGUCCUGGAAAACCAUCUGGAACUACAACAGGGGUGUCAUUGCAACCAAAGUCCCACAACAGAACGCCUGCUACAUUUCCACCAUGAACAGAAUCCAGAUGCCCCUCUUUGAUAACCUGGCCCGCCUGGCAGAAGAGAGCAGGAACCUGAUUGGUGUCUUUGGAAGACAUACCAAGAUCACCUAUGUCACCAACGGACUGGUCAACAACCUCUACUCCUACGGAGCAGACAUCAUGGCUACGUGCAGCGGGCUCACCACCUACAUGGCUACCGAAGUUAGCACUUUCCAAGGACCCCAGGUGAAUCUGGGACCAUGCAUGACCCUCGAUGUGCUGAGAGUUGUAGAGCUGAAGUACUGCAAUAGCUAUGGCAAUUGGAAUGGCAACUGGAACAACAAUUGGAAUGGCAACUGGAACAACAAUUGGAAUGGCAUUGGCAAUGGCAACUGGAAUGGCAUCUGGAACAACAAUUGGAAUGGCAUUGGCAAUGGCAACUGGAAUGGCAUCUGGAACAACAACUGGAAUGGCAGUUGGAAUGGCAACUGGAACAACUGGACUGGCAUUGGCAAUGGCAACUGGAAUGGCAACUGGAACAACUGGAACAACAAUUGGAAUGGCAUCUGGAACAACAACUGGAAUGGCAAUGGCAUCUGGAACAACUGGAACAACAACUGGACUGGCAUUGGCAACAACUGGAACAACUGGAAUAACAAUUGGAAUGGCAACUGGAACAACUGGAACAACAAUUGGAAUGGCAACUGGAGCAACAAUUGGAAUGGGAACUGGAACAACUGGAAUGGCAUCUGGAACAACUGGAACAACAACUGGACUGGCAUUGGCAACAACUGGAACAACUGGAAUAAGAAUUGGAAUGGCAUCUGGAACAACAACUGGAACAACAAUUGGAAUGGCAUCUUCAAUGGCAACUGGAACAACUGGAAUGGCAAUAGCAACUGGAACAAUUGGAAUGGCAUCUUCAAUGGCAACUGGAACAACUGGAAUGGCAAUAGCAACUGGAACAACAAUUGGAAUGGCAUCUUCAAUGGCAACUGGAACAACAAUUGGAACGGAAUCGGCAACAACAACUGGAAUGGCAUUUGGAACGGCAAUGGCAUCUGGAACAACAACUGGAACAGCAUCUGGAACAACAAUUGGAAUGGCAUUUGGAAUGGCAAUGGCAAUUGGAACAACUGGAAUGGCAUUGGCAGUGGCAACUGGAACAACUGGAACAACAAUUGGAAUGGCAUCUGGAACAACAACUGGAAUGGCAACUGGAACAACUGGAACAACAACUGGACUGGCAUUGGCAACAACUGGAACAACUGGAAUAACAAUUGGAAUGGCAACUGGAACAACUGGAACAACAGUUGGAAUGGCAACUGGAGCAACAAUUGGAAUGGGAACUGGAACAACUGGAAUGGCAACUGGAACAACAACUGGACUGGCAUUGGCAACAACUGGAACAACUGGAACAACAACUGGAAUGGCAUUGGCAACAUCUGGAACAACUGGAACAACAACUGGAAUGGCAUCGGCAACAACUGGAACAACUGGAACAACAACUGGAAUGGCAUCGGCAACAUCUGGAACAACUGGAACAACAAUUGGAAUGGCAUCGGCAAUGGCAACUGGAAUGGCAUUUGGAAUGGCAACUGGAACAACUGGAACAACAACUGGAAUGGCAAUGGCAUCUGGAACAACUGGAAUGGCAUUUGGAAUGGCAAUGGAAACUGGAAUAAUUGGAAUGGCACUGGCAUCUGGAACAAUUGGAAUGGCUUUGGCAAUGGCACCUGGAACAACAAUUGGAAUGGAUUCGGCAACAACAGCUGGAACAAUUGGAAUGGCAUUUGGAAUGGCUUUGGCAACAACUGGAACAACUGGAAUGGCAUUGGCAAUGGCAACUGGAAUGGCAUCUGGAAUGGCAAUGGCAUCUGGAAUGGCAGCUGGAACGGCAAUUUCCCGUUUCAGCAGAUUCCAGGUGGCAUCUUCAACAACACUCAAGUCAUCAUUGGUGGCCAGUCCCAAAUUGUGUCCAUCAACAGGCAAUGGCGUGUGGCUGUCAUUGAGCAAAGGAGCUUCAGCGGGUCCUGGAAAACCAUCUGGAACUACAACACGGGUGUCAUUGCAACCAAAGUCCCACAAGAGAACACCUGCUACAUUUCCAUCAUGAACAGAAAUGAGAUGCCCAGCUUUGAUAACCUGGCCCGCCUGGCAGAAGAGAGCAGGAAUCUGAUUGGCGGUUUGGAAAGUCCGACCACGAGGAUCACCUAUGUCACCAACGGACUGGUCAGCAACCUCAACUCCUUCGGAAUAGACAUCACGGCUAUGUGCAGCGGGCUCACCACCUACAUGGCUUAUCAAGUCAACACUUUCCAAGGACCCCAGGAGAAUCUGGGAUCGUGCAUUACCCUCGAUGUCCUGAGAGCUGUGGACCUGAACUACUGCAAUAGCAACGGCAGUAUCAAUUUCCCGACUCAGGAGAUUCCCAGCAGCAUCUUCAACAACACUCAAGUCAUCAUUGGUGGCCAAUCCCAAAUUGUGACUAUCAACUGGCAAUGGCGUGUGGCUGUCAUUGAGCAAAGGAACAUCAGCGGGUCCUGGAAAACCAUCUGGAACUACGACACGGGUGUCAUUGCAACCAAAGUCCCACAACAGAACGCCUGCUACAUUUCCAUCAUGAACAGAAGCCAGAUGCCCCUCUUUGAUAACCUGGCCCGCCUGGCAGAAGAGAGCAGGAACCUGAUUGGCCUCUUUGGAAGACAUACCGAGAUCACCUUCGUCACCAGUGGACUGGUCAACAACCUCUACUCCUAUGGAAUAGAGAUCAUGGCUAUGUGCAGUGGACUCCCCACCUACAUGGCUACCGAAGUUAGCACUUUCCAAGGACCCCAGGUGAAUCUGGGACCAUGCAUGACCCUCGAUGCGCUGAGAGUUGUAGAGCUGAAGUACUGCAAUAGCUAUGGCAAUUGGAAUGGCAACUGGAACAACAAUUGGAACAACAAUUGGAAUGGCAUCUGGAACAACAACUGGAAUGGCAUCGGCAACAUCUGGAACAACUGGAACAGCAAUUGGAAUGGCAACUGGAACAACUGGAACAACAAUUGGAAUGGCAUCUGGAACAACAACUGGAAUGGCAACUGGAACAAUUGGAACAACAAUUGGAAUGGCAACUGGAACAACAACUGGAAUGGCAACUGGAACAACUGGAACGGCAUCUGGAACAACAACUGGAAUGGCAACUGGAACAACUGGAACAACAACUGGAAUGGCAUUGGCAAUGGCAACUGGAACAACUACUGGAAUGGCAUUGGCAAUGGUAACUGGAACAACUGGAACAACAAUUGGAAUGGCAUCUGGAACAACAACUGGAAUGGCAAUGGCAUCUGGAACAACAACUGGAAUGGCAACUGGAACAACUGGAACAACAAUUGGACUGGCAUUGGCAACAACUGGAACAACUGGAAUAACAAUUGGAAUGGCAACUGGAACAACUGGAACAACAGCUGGAAUGGCAACUGGAACAACUGGAAUGGCAACUGGAACAACAGUUGGAAUGGCAACUGGAACAACUGGAAUGGCAACUGGAACAACAACUGGACUGGCCUCGGCAACAACUGGAACAACUGGAAUAACAACUGGAAUGGCAUCGGCAACAUCUGGAACAACUGGAAUAACAAUUGGAAUGGCAACUGGAACAACAACUGGAAUAACAACUGGAAUGGCAUCUGGAACAACAACUGGAGCAACAACUGGAAUGGCAUCUGGAACAACAACUGGAACAACAACUGGAAUGGAAUCUGGAACAACAAUUGGAAUGGCAUCGGCAACAACAACUGUAACAACAAUUGGAAUGGCAUCGGCAACACCUGGAACAACAAUUGGAAUGGCAUUUGGACUGGCAAUAGCAACUGGAAUAACUGGAAUGGCAUCGGCAACAUCUGGAACAACUGGAACAACAAUUGGAAUGGCAACUGGAAUAACAACUGGAACGGCAUCUGGAACAACAACUGGAAUGGCAUUGGCAACAACUGGAACAACUGGAACAACAACUGGAAUGGCAUCGGCAACAACUGGAACACCUGGAACAACAACUGGAAUGGCAUCGGCAACAUCUGGAACAAUUGGAAUGGCAUCGGCAAUGGCAACUGGAAUGGCAUUUGGAAUGGCAACUGGAACAACUGGAACAACAACUGGAAUGGCAAUGGCAUCUGGAACAACUGGAAUGGCAUUUGGAAUGGCAAUGGAAACUGGAAUAAUUGGAAUGGCACUGGCAUCUGGAACAAUUGGAAUGGCUUUGGCAAUGGCACCUGGAACAAUUGGAAUGGAUUCGGCAACAACAGCUGGAACAAUUGGAAUGGCAUUUGGAAUGGCUUCGGCAAUAACUGGAACAACUGGAAUGGCAUUGGCAAUGGCAACUGGAAUGGCAUCUGGAAUGGCAAUGGCAUCUGGAACGGCAUCUGGAACGGCAAUUUCCCGUUUCAGCAGAUUCCAGGUGGCAUCUUCAACAACACUCAAGUCAUCAUUGGUGGCCAGUCCCAAAUUGUGUCCAUCAACAGGCAAUGGCGUGUGGCUGUCAUUGAGCAAAGGAGCUUCAGCGGGUCCUGGAAAACCAUCUGGAACUACAACACGGGUGUCAUUGCAACCAAAGUCCCACAAGAGAACACCUGCUACAUUUCCAUCAUGAACAGAAAUGAGAUGCCCAGCUUUGAUAACCUGGCCCGCCUGGCAGAAGAGAGCAGGAAUCUGAUUGGCGGUUUGGAAAGUCCGACCACGAGGAUCACCUAUGUCACCAACGGACUGGUCAGCAACCUCAACUCCUUCGGAAUAGACAUCACGGCUAUGUGCAGCGGGCUCACCACCUACAUGGCUUAUCAAGUCAACACUUUCCAAGGACCCCAGGAGAAUCUGGGAUCGUGCAUUACCCUCGAUGUCCUGAGAGCUGUGGACCUGAACUACUGCAAUAGCAACGGCAGUAUCAAUUUCCCGACUCAGGAGAUUCCCAGCAGCAUCUUCAACAACACUCAAGUCAUCAUUGGUGGCCAAUCCCAAAUUGUGACUAUCAACUGGCAAUGGCGUGUGGCUGUCAUUGAGCAAAGGAACAUCAGCGGGUCCUGGAAAACCAUCUGGAACUACGACACGGGCGUCAUUGCAACCAAAGUCCCACAACAGAACGCCUGCUACAUUUCCAUCAUGAACAGAAGCCAGAUGCCCCUCUUUGAUAACCUGGCCCGCCUGGCAGAAGAGAGCAGGAACCUGAUUGGCCUCUUUGGAAGACAUACCGAGAUCACCUUCGUCACCAGUGGACUGGUCAACAACCUCUACUCCUAUGGAAUAGAGAUCAUGGCUAUGUGCAGUGGACUCCCCACCUACAUGGCUACCGAAGUUAGCACUUUCCAAGGACCCCAGGUGAAUCUGGGACCAUGCAUGACCCUCGAUGUGCUGAGAGUUGUAGAGCUGAAGUACUGCAAUAGCUAUGGCAAUUGGAAUGGCAACUGGAACAACAAUUGGAACAACAAUUGGAAUGGCAUCUGGAACAACAACUGGAAUGGCAUCGGCAACAUCUGGAACAACUGGAACAGCAAUUGGAAUGGCAACUGGAACAACUGGAACAACAAUUGGAAUGGCAUCGGGAACAACAAUUGGAAUGGCAAUGGCAACUGGAACAACUGGAACAACAAUUGGAAUGGCAACUGGAACAACUGGAGCAACAAUUGGAAUGGCAUCUGGAACAACUGGAAUGGCAAUGGCAUCUGGAACAACUACUGGAAUAACAACUGGAACAACUGGAACAACAGUUGGAAUGGCAACUGGAACAACUGGAACAACAGUUGGAAUGGCAUCUGGAACAACUGGAGCAACAAUUUUAAUGGCAACUGGAGCAACUGGAACGGCAACUGGAACAACAACUGGACUGGCUUCGGCAACAACUGGAACAACUGGAAUAACAAUUGGAAUGGCAUCGGCAACAUCUGGAACAACUGGAACAACAACUGGAAUGGCAUCUGGAACAACAACUGGAAUAACAAUUGGAAUGGCAUCUGGAACAACAACUGGAACAACAACUGGAAUGGCAACUGGAACAACAACUGGAACAACAACUGGAAUGGCAACUGGAACAACAACUGGAAUGGCAUCUGGAACAACUGGAAUGGCAAUGGCAACUGGAACAACUGGAAUGGCAUUGGCAAUGGCUACUGGAAUGGCAACUGGAACAACAAUUGGAAUGGCAUCUGGAACAACAACUGGAAUGGCAAUGGCAUCUGGAACAACAACUGGUCUGGCAUUGGCAAUGGCAACUGGAACAACUGGAACAACAAUUGGAAUGGCAACUGUAACAACAACUGGAAUGGUAAUGGCAUCUGGAACAACAACUGGUCUGGCAUUGGCAAUGGCAACUGGAACGGCAACUGGAACAACUGGAACAACAAUUGGAAUGGCAUCUGGAACAACAACUGGAAUGGCAAUGGCAUCUGGAACAACUACUGGAAUGGCAAUGGCAUCUGGAACAACUACUGGAAUAACAACUGGAACAACUGGAACAACAACUGGAAUGGCAUCGGCAACAACUGGAACAACAGUUGGAAUGGCAACUGGAACAACUGGAAUUGGAAUGGCAACUGGAAUGGCAACUGGAACAACUGGAACAACUGGAACAACAACUGGUCUGGCAUUGGCAAUGGCAACUGGAAUGGCAACUGGAACAACAACUGGACUAGCAUCGGCAACAACUGGAACAACUGGAAUAACAAUUGGAAUGGCAACUGGAACAACUGGAACAACAAUUGGAAUGGCAACUGGAACAACUGGAACAACAAUUGGAAUGGCAACUGGAACAACUGGAAUGGCACCUGGAACAACAACUGGAACAACAACUGGAAUGGCAUCGGCAACAACUGGAACAACAACUGGAACAACUGGAAUGGCAUUGGCAAUGGCAACUGGAACGGCAUUUGGAAUGGCAACUGGAACAACUGGAAUGGCAAUAGUAACUGGAACAACAACUGGAAUGGCAUUUGGAAUGGCAAUGGAAACUGGAACAAUUGGAAUGGCACUGGCAAUGGCAUCUGGAACAAUUGGAAUGGCUUUGGCAAUGGCACCUGGAACAACAAUUGGAAUGGAUUUGGCAAUGGCAUCUGGAACAACAACUGGAAUGGCAUUUGGAAUGGCAAUGGCAUUGGCAAUGGCUUUGGCAACAACUGGAACAACUGGAAUGGCAUUGGCAAUGGCAACUGGAAUGGCAUCUGGAAUGGCAAUGGCAUCUGGAACGGCAGCUGGAAUGGCAAUUUCCCGGAGUCAGGUAACAACCAAGAAAUCAUCAGUGAUGGAGAUUCCCACAUCUCCAUCUCUGGUGGGGACUCUCAUAUCUCCAUCUCUGGUGUCUCACAAAGCAUAAGCAUCAAUAGCGAAACACAGGAAGCAACUAUGGAGCAAAAGAGCAACGAUUUGUCUUGGAAAACCAUCUGGAACUACAACAGGGGUAUCAUUGCAACAAAAGUGAUGCCAGAGAGAACAUGCUACAUUUCCACCAUGAACAGGAAUGAGAUGCCUACCUUUGCUGCACUUGUCAGAGUGGCUGCAGAGAGGAGGAACCUGAUCGGUGGUUUUGGAAGACCUACCACGAAGACUGCCUUUGUCACCGAUGGAUUGGUCAGCAACCUCAUCUCCUAUGGAUCAGAUGUCUUCUCUAUGUGCAGUGGACUCCCCACCUACAUGACUUAUGAAGUUCAGGUACCCCAGUACAAUCAACAAUUAUGCCUUGCACUUAACGUCUUGGGACUUGUGGAGCUGGAGUACUGCAAUGGCAAUGGACAGGUUGGAAAAUCUUACCUUUCUUGAACCAAGACCCAGCCUUCAGAGCUGCUGCCCAAAGCCAACCCUGAUACUGUUCUUCCCUGACAUCCCUUCUUUCAAGAGUUUUGUUCUUCAUGGUUCAGAAGCUGAAACAGAUCAUUUGUUGACUAGAGCUUUCAAUUAAAAACCUUUUGCAUAGAUGA
Molecule: messenger RNA, 8806 nt
Organism: Haemorhous mexicanus (house finch)
Lineage: Eukaryota; Metazoa; Chordata; Aves; Passeriformes; Fringillidae
Exons: 30
Coding region: 18-8648 (2876 amino acids)
Biological process (GO): carbohydrate metabolic process; regulation of cell population proliferation
Molecular function (GO): hydrolase activity, hydrolyzing O-glycosyl compounds
Source: RefSeq, a predicted model, not a curated record